This is a messenger RNA of Protomyces lactucae-debilis, 1556 nucleotides long. Its product is annotated as major facilitator superfamily domain-containing protein. Gene Ontology annotation, molecular function: transmembrane transporter activity. Gene Ontology annotation, biological process: transmembrane transport. NCBI's taxonomy places the organism in Eukaryota, Fungi, Ascomycota, Taphrinomycetes, Taphrinales, Protomycetaceae. The record is from RefSeq and is a predicted model, not a curated record. The coding region runs from base 59 to 1507 and encodes 482 amino acids. Gene Ontology annotation, cellular component: membrane. The transcript is spliced from 3 exons.
AGGACACUGCAUCUGUCGACGACAUCUUGCGCCUUUUCAUGUCUGCUUGCAUUCGAGCAUGAUAUCACAGCGGCCCAUCACGCUCGCGGCGGCGACUACUGUUGGCCUGCUCAGUGGCACAGGCUAUGCAUUUAGCAGCUGGGCACCCCAGCUCUCCGACAGAUGUCAUUUAUCUGCGCUGUCCAUCAAUCUAAUUGGCAUUGCAGGCAAUCUCGGCGUGUAUGUCAUGAGUCCUUUUGCAGGGAAGCUUGUCGAUCGCUUUGGACUGCGCCUUCCUUUGAUGGGCGGUGCAUUAUGUCUCUUUCUCGGAUACUUUGGUCUACAAUACGCAUAUCGCGUUGAAUGGAAUCACGGUGGUAUCGUGCUUUAUUUUUUCUGCUUCAUCACUGGUAUCGGAUCGGCGCUGGGCAACCUUGCUGCCCUCAAUGCAGCGGCCAAGAGCUAUCCUUUGAAUCGCGGAAGCGCGACAGCUUUGCCCAUUGCCUCAUAUGGACUGAGUGCCUUUGUUUUCUCGCGCAUUGCCCACUUCUUUUUCGUCGGCCAUACUGAGCGCUAUCUUUUGACCUUGGCAAUCACUUGCGGAGUCGGCUUAUUCCUCUGCUCGCUUUGCAUCAAGCUUCCAAGUUCCAAUUUACAAGAAAACAGACGCACGCGUCGCAAGUCCUUCUCAACACGCGACGAUGAGCCAGAAUCGGGUAUGCUCCUUGCUGAUGGCACUGACGAUGAAGCAGAGGACGAAAUUGAAGCUCCGACGGUCAUCGACAGUGUCAUCCUCCCAGAUACCGAGGCUGAAGUCUUUGCAGAGGUUACCGGCUGGGCGUUGUUUAAGCAUCUUGACUUUUGCUUGAUGAUCACAAUUAUCGGUCUUCUCUCUGGUUGUGGCCUGAUGUGGAUCAACAAUAUCGGAAACAAUCUCGUCGCCUUGUAUCGGGCUGAGGUAAAUUCACUUGCGGAAAUGGACCCAGUAGUCCUUGAGCGCCUGCAAGCCGCGAACGUCUCUGUACUUUCCCUCUUCAAUUGCGCUGGCCGCAUCUUUGGUGGUGUCGUAUCGGAUGUGGCAAAGACCAGAAUUCGGCUGCAACGGUCAGCCUUUCUGCUGGGCUCAGCCGUCAUUUUUGUGCUCGUCUCGGUGUCUGCUUACCAUAAUACGUCCUCCAGCAAUCUCAUUUACUACACCUCGGCCCUCGCGAGCGCAUACGGGACAAUGUUUGGCGUUGGCCCAGUCUUGACACUGGAGAAGUAUGGCGUCAAGGACUUUAGCUUCAAUUGGGGACUGGUCUCUGUUGCACCUGGUUUGUCUGGCAACCUCUUCAACCUGUUGUACGGGCGUAUCUACGACUUGCACUCAGAUCCAGUCACACACAAAUGCGAUGUGGGUGUGCGGUGCUAUCGAGAUGCAUUUGUGUUCACUGCAGUGGGAUGCUCAGUCGCAGUCUUGUGUGCUUUGACUUUAUUCGUGAGGCAUACGCGGGAGGCGAGAUUAUUAGCUAAGCGUUCUGGCACUUAGAUGGCUUGUACGAUCAUUUCUCCAGGGUUAUAUCGUAUCAGUGUGUCCG